This is a messenger RNA of Vanderwaltozyma polyspora DSM 70294, 1926 nucleotides long. RefSeq names its product Ies1p (gene IES1). Lineage: Eukaryota; Fungi; Ascomycota; Saccharomycetes; Saccharomycetales; Saccharomycetaceae. The transcript has a single exon. Gene Ontology annotation, cellular component: Ino80 complex. The record is from RefSeq and is a predicted model, not a curated record. Bases 1 to 1926 code for a protein of 641 amino acids.
AUGGGCAGUCGUGUAUAUGAUCCUAUUCAUGAUGUGUUUCAGGCUUCCCCUGAUGCAGGAGGUGGUCAGGAUAGAAAUGGUGGGUCCAAAGUUGAGUUAGAGGCUAAGAAAGGUGAGGCCAAGGAGGAAGAGGAUGGGGAACCAGAACAGGAGCCAGAACAGGAACAAGAGCAAGAACAUGGGGAUGAUGAUGAUGAAGAAGAGAAGUCUUUGGCUAAAAAAACUGAUUUGUUAGUGCCUUCAGUGACCACUGGCAAGAAGAAAAUGAAGGAAUCAAGCAAGUACAAUAGACAUUUGAAAAAACCAGACGGUGAUUAUUUCACUAGAAGUGAUGUUCAGUUUCAUUUCUUGUCUUUACUGUUGUCUGACAAGAGACUGCUGUUCACCAAUAUUUUUAAAGAUGUGUAUUCUAAAAAUAUUGCACCUGUACCUGCGGAAAACGAAACUAUCAACGUAACAGAUUCAAAUUACGAUGCUAGAUGUUUUGUUUUCAAUGACAAGUUGACCUUUUCUCAAGCUUACAUUUUGGCAGUGGCUUGCUCGACAAAGGGAUCAAAGAUACUGCGUGACAAAAUGUUAUAUGACCAACAAGUUGCAUUCUCAACUUGUGUAUUAGGCUUCUUAGUUAAUAUAGGUAGGUUGAACACUACUGUAAAUUUUUACCUCGAGAUGACAUCUCAAUUGAGGACAUUCCAUUCUGUUCCAUGUUUACAGUAUGGCAAUUCUGAUCCCAAGUCAUUGCAAGAUACCCCUAGAUUGAAAUCUAUUCUCAAAAGUUUGGCUGUGGGGAAUGAUCCUGUGGAUCUAUCAAAGGUUUACGAAAAUGUACAGACGAUUGACAAGAUGAACAUCAUUAACUUGAUAUUCACCAUAUGUGACAAUGUAUCUUUGAUCAAUAUGAAGUUCAUCCAGAAAUAUGUAGACGUCAACGAACAAUUUUCUACUUUGUUUAGUAUGCUAGAUUCGCCAGGCUAUGAACCGGAGGAUAGAUGUACCGUGUUGCUAUGGUUGUUAUAUAUUCACUUAGAGACUGAUCUGUCCGACGAACAAGUCGAAGAGGCUGUAAAACUAUUUGCCGAGGAAGGUGAAACAAAACUAAAAUUAAGGGCCACUUCAAAGGAUUACGAUGUAGACCCAGAAGAAGAAAUAAACUUCGGUAAAGAACAACAGAUAAAGAGAAGAGAAUUCAUGGCAAAGAUAAAUGCUAAACAUAUGGAAGAACAAAAAGAGGGAAGGAAAUCUGCCGAGGCUUCAUCCCCUGUAAAAGGCAAUGAUAUAGAUGUCGAUGAAGAUAAUGAAUCGACACGAAAUAAUGACAAAGAAGAUUCGGCGGUUCCUUUAGAGGAAUCAAAUGUCGAUGAUGGGACUGGAGAAAAAUCGCAACAGCCGCCAUUAAAGAAGAGGAGAGUUCGUGAACCUAAAUCUCAAUUAGCUGCUAAAGAAAGGCCAUCUACAGCCUCAUCUCUAGAGUCUUCAAAAUCAUCUAAUGUGUCGCCAUUACCAAAAUCAGAUUCUGUACCACUGACGAGUGAGCAAUCAGAUAGACAACUACGUGUCUCUAAAUUACUCGAAACAGAUGAAAAGAAGUAUGUUUGUAAAGGAUUAGAAGAAGGCAAACUGGUAUCACAAUCACAAUUCAUCAAUGAUUUGACUACAGCUCAGGCAUUUGCCAAACUAAAGAGAAAAGAAUUAGGAUUGAUGAAAGCAUUUAAUGAAUUCGAAGAUAUAUCAUUGGCAAAUGUUCUUGGUGUACGUGGUAGAAAGAGAAAGAAGUUUAAAAACAAUUUAUUAGGAUUUGAAACUGAUUAUCUAAAAUACUUUGGCUAUAUCAAGAAAAAAUUACUAAAUAAUAAAGAUGAAUUUGAAAAUGUAGAUUAUGGAGAUAAUAGCGAGCCUAUUUUUAAGCUGCCUGAUGAUGGACUAUAA